Messenger RNA from Daldinia childiae, 1488 nucleotides. RefSeq lists its product as uncharacterized. The record is from RefSeq and is a predicted model, not a curated record. The transcript has a single exon. The coding region runs from base 1 to 1488 and encodes 495 amino acids. NCBI's taxonomy places the organism in Eukaryota, Fungi, Ascomycota, Sordariomycetes, Xylariales, Hypoxylaceae.
AUGUAUGAAGAGGAUGAUGGCGCAAAACACUCACCUCAUAGGUUAUCUCUACCCGCCGUACCAUCUUCUAGCCCCUUUCAGACACUCAGAGUCACGAAAUCUGGUGCCACAAAUGGCAACAUCUCUCUUCCUAAGAUAGAAGAUACACAAGCUUCUUACAACAUCAAACAAGGCCAAUUUAUCGAUCCUCGGUAUCCACUAGGACAUACUACUAUCGAGCAAUUGACUCCUUACUCUACUCCAGCACUAUUCAAAUCCAAGGACCAGCAGAAUCACAAUGGCGUAGUAGGGUCAUCGAAAGAAUUACAUAUAGUAAAUAGUUUUUCCUUCGCUGGGAACCUGGGAGGUUUUCCUGUGACGCUUCCGUAUACGCCUAAAUCAAACGAUACUUCUUGGAAUUCGAGCCACGGGAAUCCAGUUGGCACAUCAGUUGUUGGGCGACCCACCAGCCUAACACAUCUCACCACAUUAGGUAAUGCACAUCCCUGCAACGACGUUGACAACGACAACGAAAUUCUAGGCAAAUCGCCCAAGCCGGAUAAUCUGAAUGCUGACGCCAGCGACGAAGCCCAAGAUGAAUAUCCCCUUGACAGUGACUCGAUGGAGGAAGACAUGGCCUACGUUCUCGGAACGGCCCUCGAUAACUUCCAGGAGGCGCAUAUACCCCCUUCUAGCGUUGCUCAGGCAUGGGAUCGUGACUCGAGGUCGGCAGUUGAAUAUGACUCGACUCUACAACACUCGUCCCCAAAUGAACCAAUUGCCUCGCAUAUAGUAGACACGGCUGAGAACCCUAACAGUAACCAUGAUGAUCUUCUCGAUGAAGAUGUUGACUGGAAUGUCGUAUAUACUAUGACGAGCAUAAUUCCGAACAGCGCAUCGAGCACUAAUCUCCAAAACACAGCUAAUCCUUUGCUACAAGGGAAAAUCACUCGCAUGGAGAAAUUUGUCGAGUCCGGUGCUCGCAUUGAGAAUAUGAAGCCCUUGAAGCCAUUCGUGCGGCCGCCCUUCCCUGAAAAGGUCCGUGGUCAUUCUGUCGUCUCGGAAUUGUCGCCGCGUACGGUGUUACGGACCUGUUUUCGAAUAGGAGAGUUGGUCAACCAGGCGGUACAUUGUCUAAACCAUCGGCAGGAUGUAGUCUUCGAGCUGUUCGCGAGGGUAACGUAUUCAAGCCGCGAGAGUCUUCAAAGAAACCAACAUUUCCAAUUUAUUGACCUAUUUAAGGAUCAGCUUCCAUACCCGGCGGGGGUCUUCUCGAACUGGCGAGUAGGCACGCAGCUGGAUCGCCAAAGUGCAGCGUUCCUAGAUACGAGGGCGGAGCCUAAAUUAUGCCGCUGCGUAUGCAAGCCCAGGAGAGAUCCAAAGGUCGCAAUCGGCCUAACUCUUGUCGUUACUGCCAUCAGAGAAAUUGACUGGGCGCAUAUCAUAUUGGCCAAAAAGACAGUCUGCGGGGGAUCGGAUGAUGCAGCCCGAGAUGCUGUCACACAAUAA